AUGACCGACGCCGAGCGCAAGAUCCAGCGGCUGACCAGGCAGCUUGGCGCUUCUAACGCCGGUAAUCUCAAGCUCCGGAUCAAAGUCAAGGUUCUAGAGGCCAAGGUCAACAGGCUUUCUUUGCUGUCCCUGCCCUCCCAACCCACCCAAAGAUGUGAGGAGUUGGCGCGAGCCCUGAUGUUGAAGUCUCAGGCGCUUGAGUUGGCCAUGUCUCUGCUCGAAAAGGAGCGAGCACACGCCGACUGUCUCGCGGCCCGGGCUUCUAGCCUUGCAACUCUAUACCAGGCGGGACCACCGGACCCUCAAGACGCGCUACUUGACCAAUUGCUGGCGGAAAUCGCUGGAGAAGCCGAGAAAGGCCGGACAACGGAGGGCGAAUCAGCCGAGGCGGCGUCGAAGCAAUUGCAAGAAGCGGAGGAGGUGCAAGAGGGUUUGGCAAGCACGAGAGCCCCGAACAGAUAG
Molecule: messenger RNA, 462 nt
Organism: Microstroma glucosiphilum
Lineage: Eukaryota; Fungi; Basidiomycota; Exobasidiomycetes; Microstromatales; Microstromataceae
Exons: 3
Coding region: 1-462 (153 amino acids)
Source: RefSeq, a predicted model, not a curated record